Prorocentrum cordatum is the source of this 670-nucleotide messenger RNA. The record is from the annotation of a GenBank genome assembly. Lineage: Eukaryota; Dinophyceae; Prorocentrales; Prorocentraceae.
GCGUCCAGCGCGACCGGGUCAAAGUGGAGCUGUCAUCGGGCUCCGUGCUCGUGGACGCCGAGAUCCCGCUGCCCAGCGGCGUGAGCGCCUCGGGGGCGCGCGGAGACCUGCAGGCCGGGUCCAGGGCGAUGGAGUCAAACCUCGCCGGCAGGAUCGAGGGCCUCCCCGGGAUCCGCGCGGCGCAGAACGGCCAGAUCUCCGUGUCCUGCCUGCGGGCGCACCCAGCGAAGCAGGCGCUCGAGGACAGCCACCCGUUCAUGAACAGCCCCGCGAGCGCAUUCCUGCCCCGCUGCUGGACGCUGUCCCGCCGAGCACAGAGGGGAAGGCGGACGGCGGCGGCGGCGGCGCGGUCCACGGCCAGCCCUUCCUGCUGCCGCUCGCGCCGGAGUCGGACGGCGGCGGCGGCGGCACGGUCAACAGCCAGCCUUUCCUGGUGCCGCUCGCGCCGGAGUACCCCGAGCGCGCCACCAGCUGGACCCCGCCCAGACGCCGGCCCUCGCCUGGGUCGCGCGGCUUGAGCCCGGACAGCAGCAACCGGGGCAACAAGAUCCCCUUGACGUACCGCGGCGGCAACAUCACCGUCAAAGCGUAGACGCCGCUGCGGCCUCCCGCAACGCGCGGAGCCAGUACUGGCCGCCCAAUGGUGCCAUCAUCAGUGCUCCUCCUCCUC